Epinephelus lanceolatus (giant grouper) is the source of this 2137-nucleotide messenger RNA. Its product is annotated as SAM pointed domain-containing Ets transcription factor-like. Gene Ontology annotation, molecular function: DNA-binding transcription factor activity, RNA polymerase II-specific; sequence-specific DNA binding. Gene Ontology annotation, cellular component: nucleus. Gene Ontology annotation, biological process: regulation of transcription by RNA polymerase II; cell differentiation. Lineage: Eukaryota; Metazoa; Chordata; Actinopteri; Perciformes; Serranidae. The record is from RefSeq and is a predicted model, not a curated record.
ACCAGGAGUCUAAUGAGGUGUCUCCAUAGUUGGAGUGGACACAAAUGAUCCAGCUGUGAGCGCUGGGUAGGAGACAAAAACUAUAUGUAGCACAUCCUCACCUGAGGGCAAAACAGACACAGUCUCCACAGGACCUUGACUUUAGUCCACAUUUACACUUUACCAAGACAGAGGAGACAAACUACGCAGAGCUGAGAAGAGGCCUCGGCACUGGAAACUACUGAAUCCACAAACACUGACAAGCGUGUUAAACAAACAUGAGCAUGGGGAGUCCUGGCUGCGAGCACACAGGCUACACUGUGCACUCGCCUCUCUACAUCAGCCACCCCAACACUGACACCAGGAUGGCCUGGCUGGACCAGGCAGAGGACAUCAAGCCGCCCCGCAGCUUGCUGGGGCUCCCUGAGCUCAGCUGGCCGGGGGUCUACCUCCCCUGCUACGACAGAUCAGCUAUAGAGGAGAACCCCUGGGUGCUGAGGAUGACAGAGGCCCCGGCUCCCACUGCUCCUCCCUCCAGGACUCCGGAGCUGAGUCCAGCCAAGCCGAGCCAUCCCCAGGAGCCCCCCUCUGAGAUGGAGGGUCAGGUGGAGGAGCGCUGUCUGGAGCAGGUGCAGACCAUGGUGGUGGGAGAGGUGCUGAAGGAUGUCGACACGGCUUGCAAACUGCUCAACAUUGCACCAGACCCGCUGGACUGGAGCUGUAUGCACGUUCAGAAGUGGCUCCUCUGGACCGAGCACCUGUACAGGCUGACGCAGGUCAGCACCAUGUUUCAGGAGCUGAGCGGGAGGGAUCUGUGCUCCAUGACAGAAGCAGACUUCAGACAGCGCUCCUCGCAGUUUGGGGACAUGCUGUAUGCUCAUCUGGACAUCUGGAGAUCUGCUGCAGCAAUGAAGGAGUGCUGCCUGCCAGAGGAGGACAGCAAAUCUGUCUCUCCUACGUCAGCAGCUGAUGAUGAUUCCUGGUCAGAUGUGAUGCAUAACUACCCCAGCCAGCCCAUCCACCUGUGGCAGUUCCUCCGAGAGCUGCUCCUCAAGCCUCAUAACUACAGCCGCUGCAUCCGCUGGCUCAACAAAGAGAAAGGGAUUUUCAAAAUAGAAGACUCCGCUCUGGUGGCCAGGCUAUGGGGCAUCAGGAAGAACCGCCCGGCUAUGAACUAUGACAAACUGAGUCGCUCUAUACGCCAGUACUACAAGAAAGGCAUCAUUCGAAAGCCCGAUGUGUCACGCAGACUCGUCUACCAGUUCGUCAACCCCGUAUGAUGACGAGGAUCGGCUGAUCCGAGGAGAACAAGCUGAGGAGGAACCGAAGAUAUGCUGGACAUACAGUAGAAGUAACAUGAACUCUGAGGCUUGUUCGUUGUACUUUACGGUUCAUUUCAUUUGUAAAGACUGCCUACUAAACUAUGCACUCCUGCCUAUCAUCAUAUCACUCUACUUAAUUUUUCUUAAAGCUCGAUUUUAUUUUAUUUGUCCCUUUAGCACUCUUCUUUGAAAUUUAUUUUUUGGUGUGUUGUUUGAUUUCUCAAAUAGACACAUUUCUUUUUUGAACUAUGGAAACAUUUAAAGGACAUAAUGCUUAUUUGCUUCUCAGUUGAGAGUUAGAUGAGAAGAUAUCACUCUGUAUCUGUAUAAUUAAUAUGUUGCUGAAGCCAGCAGGCGGCCAUCUUAGCUUAGCAUGAAGACAGGAAACAGCUAGCCCGGCUCUGUCCAAAGGUUAAAAACAAGCUCAGUAUUCAACACUUUAUAUCGUUACCUUGUUUGUCUAGUAAGCUUAAAAGGUGCUGGUUGGUGAGUUUCAAUAUCUUUGGAGAGAGCUAAGCUCGCUCUUUCAAGUCUUCAGGCUAAGCUAAGAUGGCCGCCUGAUGGCUCCAGCUAGCAUAGUAACAUGAAUGAAAUCAAACUUCCCGUUUAACUCUCGACAAAAAAGCGAACAAGCAGUAUUCCCCAAAAUGUUAAACUAUUCUUUUAAUUCCUCUUUUUUUUAAACAAUGACACUUCUUAUUGUUAUUUGUGUCGAUAUUUAAAAGUUGCAGAGCAAUGCCAAAGUAAGUGAAUAUUUUAUUGAAUCUGCCUUGAUUUAUAAUCCUUUUUACAUUUCUAUCUUUGGGAUUAUGUUCAGGAUCCAGAAUAAAGCAAUA